AUGUUGCUGUUGGGGUAUGAGAAACGGGGAGAGAGAAAAGAGGGGAUGAGAAUGAUGGAAGGAAAGAGACGGAGCACACAGAAGUAUCUGGUCAGCGCCGACCGGUCACCAACAGAUAGAAGUGGAUGGGGCCGAAUGCUGACGCGACAAGUGUUCGUGAUAGCGUGGGCGGUGGCGAUGUACGCGAUAUCGCACGCGAAUCGCGACGCAAAUCGUCUUUUCGAGGACUUGCUGGCCGACUACAACAAACUCGUCCGACCUGUCGACAACAAUAGCGAUACGCUCGUCGUCCGCUUUAAGUUGAAACUCAGCCAACUGCUCGACGUGCAUGAGAAGAAUCAAAUCAUGACGACGAAUGUCUGGCUGCAACAUAGUUGGACAGAUUACAAAUUACGGUGGAAUCCUGAUGACUACGGUGGUGUAGACGUCCUCUACGUGCCUUCCGAUACGAUAUGGUUGCCUGAUAUUGUGCUAUAUAAUAACGCUGAUGGAAACUAUCAGGUUACCAUUAUGACUAAAGCUAAGCUUUCUUACAAUGGUACUGUUGAAUGGGCUCCACCAGCUAUUUAUAAGAGUAUGUGCCAAAUAGAUGUCGAGUUUUUUCCCUUCGACCGACAACAAUGUGAAAUGAAAUUUGGCUCUUGGACAUAUGGUGGAUUGGAGGUGGAUUUAAUACAUAAGGAUGAGCAUCUCCAAGAGGAAACCAUUGAGAUUGUCGAAGGCGUUGAUGGCCCUGUACAAGAGUCGGUCUGGAUAGUUAACGAAGGUAUUGAUCUAAGUGAUUAUUACCCCAGCGUCGAAUGGGACAUCCUUAAAGUGCCGGGCAAGCGACACUCUAAACGCUAUCCUUGUUGCGAGAGUCCUUUCAUAGAUAUCACCUAUGAAAUUCAUCUGCGGCGAAAAACGCUCUUUUAUACUGUGAAUCUGAUUUUUCCCUCAGUAGGUAUAAGUUUUCUCACAGCCCUCGUCUUCUAUUUGCCGUCGGACGGAGGGGAAAAAAUAUCGUUAUGUAUCUCCAUCCUCAUCUCCCUUACUGUGUUCUUUCUGUUGUUGGUCGAGAUCAUUCCGUCGACAUCUCUCGUCAUACCUUUGAUAGGUAAAUACCUUCUUUUCACCAUGGUGCUGGUCACUCUCAGUGUAGUUGUCACGGUGGUUACAUUGAAUGUCCAUUACCGAUCGCCAACCACUCACAACAUGCCAGAAUGCGUUCGGCAUUUUUUCAUUGAAGUUCUUCCCAAGUACCUUUUGAUGAAACGACCUCCUCAACCUGGGAAUAAGCAAAAGAAGGACUCGCGGACAACUUUCAGCACACCGCACGGAAACAGUCAAUUCGCGAGCGCAUUGGCUGAACAAAAUAUGGACCUUUUGUCACCAACAUUUCGAACGUCAUUUGCGGCAGGAUCCGCUGAGGAGACAUCGUACUCCUCGUUCCAGCGAGAGGUCUCGCCUGUACGAUCUGCUGUGGAAAGUGUGGCUUAUAUAGCGGAUCACUUAAAGAACGAGGAAGACGACAAACAGGUAAUAGAAGACUGGAAAUACGUCUCAGUGGUGAUGGAUCGGGUAUUUCUGUUGCUGUUCACAUUCGCUUGUGCGCUCGGCACUGUUCUUAUCAUUGCUCGAGCACCUUCGAUUUAUGACACCACGGUACCUCUGGCAUGA
This is a messenger RNA of Necator americanus (New World hookworm), 1659 nucleotides long. RefSeq lists its product as uncharacterized. The record is from RefSeq and is a predicted model, not a curated record. The coding region runs from base 1 to 1659 and encodes 552 amino acids. Gene Ontology annotation, molecular function: acetylcholine-gated monoatomic cation-selective channel activity; transmembrane signaling receptor activity. Gene Ontology annotation, cellular component: synapse; plasma membrane; postsynaptic membrane. Gene Ontology annotation, biological process: regulation of membrane potential; monoatomic ion transmembrane transport; nervous system process. Lineage: Eukaryota; Metazoa; Nematoda; Chromadorea; Rhabditida; Ancylostomatidae. The transcript is spliced from 17 exons.